Molecule: messenger RNA, 1602 nt
Organism: Nymphaea colorata (pocket water lily)
Lineage: Eukaryota; Viridiplantae; Streptophyta; Magnoliopsida; Nymphaeales; Nymphaeaceae
Product: putative glucose-6-phosphate 1-epimerase
Exons: 11
Coding region: 265-1260 (331 amino acids)
Biological process (GO): carbohydrate metabolic process
Molecular function (GO): isomerase activity; carbohydrate binding
Source: RefSeq, a predicted model, not a curated record
UCUCUAUUUAGGAUGGUUUGGGUAAAGCAUAUGCCUGGGGAUCAUGCACAUAUUCGACAUUAGAGGUGCAGCCAAAAGGUAGAAGUAGGUGUCGGCUGUUGGGUUAAGGGAGGACUUGGCUCCUUGGCUGCGUGGAGAGGCGCCCAAAGGCCAGGUGAGGGCCUAGCGGUAGACCAGCGGUGGUAGUGCUGAAACCGGACCCACCGGCUGCGGCCCUAGGAGCAGAAGGGGAGAAGUGAUCUCAAUCAUCCGAGGCUGACGGCUAUGGCUGCACCCAUUGCUUGUUCCUUCAAUUUCUCCUCCAUCUCUUCCCCCUCUCAGCGACUUCGUUCUCCCCUCUUGCUUGGAUCGCCAACUCUCCUCACCAACACCAGACGCAACCGUCGGUUCGCCGGAGUUGCAAUGGCAAGCUUCAACCAAGCGACCACAUGCCAAGGAGUCCAAAUCGUGGAAGGGCUCGGGAGAUUGCCCAAGCUCUUGGCAAAAUCUUCUGACGGUUCUGAGGUUGAAAUCUACUUAUUUGGUGGAUGUAUUACCUCCUGGAAGUUGGAAGAUGGGAAGGAUAUACUAUUCGUCCGACCAGACUCUGCAUUCAAUGGUCAAAAGCCCAUCAGUGGUGGCAUCCCUCAUUGCUUUCCUCAGUUUGGACCUGGUCAAAUGCAACAGCAUGGAUUUGCACGGAAUAUGACAUGGUCCCUUACCAACUCUGAGAAUACUGAAGGAAAUCCUCUCAUAACUUUAGAGAUCAAAGACAACCCUUAUAGCCAUUCUAUGUGGAAUUACAGCUUUGCAGCUCAAUACAAGAUCUUCCUAAAACCUCGAAGUCUUUCAACAGAACUGGUUAUAACAAAUACUGACAAGAAGGCUUUCUCAUUCAAUGGUGCACUUCAUACAUACUUCCGUGCUGCUUCUACAAAGGUAUCAGUGAAGGGUCUGAAAGGCUGUAAAACUCUUAACAAGGAUCCAGAUCCUGUAAAUCCGUCAGAGGGCUUUGAGGAGAGAGAAGUGGUUAAUUUCCCUGGCUUUGUUGAUUGCAUCUACCUUGAUGCACCUAAUGAGCUACUCUUGGAAAACGGCCUAGGUGACACGAUUUCCAUUAAAAACACAGGUUGGUCAGAUGCUGUGUUGUGGAAUCCGUAUUUGCAGAUGGAGGCUUUCUAUAAAGAUUUUGUUUGCGUUGAGAAUGCAAAGAUCGGAACAGUUCAACUGGAGCCUGGCCAAUCAUGGACUGCAGAACAGCACAUUAACAUUAUCAGCUGAAAUUUCAUGUCUCCAAUUUACACUCAGGAGCGCAUCCCUUGGUUGGUUUCCUUGAAAGAAUGUGAGCUCGAUAGAAUUGAAUAAAGUUGGCCAAGAAACAUGCUUCCGUGGAUGUACACCAGUUAAAAGUUUUAUGAAACAAGCGUUCCUGUAAAUUCUUUUUCGGUUGCUUGGAGUAUUGUUUCAGGUUCAAGCAAAAGUUCACAUAGACAGGUCCAUCUCCCUUCUGAACCUUGCCAAUUGCAUGUGUACACGUGCAUUUUAGUCUGUUAAACAUAAGGACAGCGUGUCCUUCCUUGGUUUAUGGGAAUUUGCAUCCUUGCACUGUCAUCUGCCAAUAAA